This is a messenger RNA of Racocetra persica, 156 nucleotides long. Lineage: Eukaryota; Fungi; Glomeromycota; Glomeromycetes; Diversisporales; Gigasporaceae. The record is from the annotation of a GenBank genome assembly.
CAAUUAAAGAAAAAAAAGCUAGAAGCUCCUCCUCUACCGGAAGAAACUACUUCGAAUUUGCAGACUCCGGAAGUGUUAGGGCAAAAGCUAGAUAAAAGAACCCUCCGCAAAACCGGAAGGACCGAACAAUUUGCGACAAGAGUAAGCAAGGAAUGA